GGAGCGGUGAGGAGGAAGAAGAAAAGGAACUUGCUAGCUAGCUAGCCGUCUUAGCAAUCUUCUGGUUUGAAGCGUUUUGAUAAUGGCGCCUUUAGACCUUGAUAAGUACGUUGAAAUAGCGAGACACUGCAAAUACCUUCCGGAAAAUGAUCUAAAGAGAUUAUGUGAUUAUGUUUGUGAUUUACUGCUGGAGGAAUCAAAUGUUCAGCCAGUCUCUACUCCAGUUACUGUUUGUGGAGAUAUUCAUGGUCAGUUUUAUGAUCUUUGCGAGCUCUUCAGAACUGGAGGCCAAGUUCCAGACACAAAUUACAUUUUCAUGGGAGACUUUGUAGACAGAGGAUAUUAUAGUUUGGAGACAUUUACACAUCUGCUAGCUUUAAAAGCAAAGUGGCCGGAUCGUAUCACACUUCUACGUGGAAACCAUGAGAGCAGACAAAUAACCCAAGUGUAUGGCUUUUAUGAUGAGUGCCAAACAAAAUAUGGAAAUGCAAAUGCCUGGCGGUACUGCACAAAAGUGUUUGACAUGCUGACUGUGGCGGCUUUGAUAGAUGAGCAGGUCCUGUGUGUCCAUGGUGGUCUUUCACCAGACAUCAAGACUUUGGACCAGAUCCGGACCAUUGAGCGCAACCAGGAGAUUCCCCACAAGGGGGCCUUCUGUGACCUCGUGUGGUCAGAUCCAGAGGAUGUGGACACCUGGGCUAUCAGUCCACGAGGUGCAGGCUGGCUUUUUGGCUCCAAGGUCACUAAUGAGUUUGUGCACAUCAACAACCUGAAGCUCAUCUGCCGCGCACAUCAGCUGGUUCAUGAAGGCUACAAGUUCAUGUUUGACGAGAAGCUGGUGACCGUGUGGUCGGCGCCCAACUACUGCUACCGUUGCGGAAACAUCGCCUCCAUCAUGGUCUUCAAGGACGUCAACAGACGGGAGCCCAAGCUGUUCCGCGCCGUCCCAGACUCCGAGCGCGUCAUACCUCCCAGAACAACCACCCCCUACUUCCUCUAAUGACAGAAGCUAGUUAUCUCUCACCAUCCUUUUUGGAGAGCUCAACUGUCAAACUUAGAAAUAUAUUUAAUAAAAUUCAUGGAAGGAGCAUCCGUUUCAGGUCCACAGCAUCUCUAGCAAAGGGUUUCUUCCAAGGCUACAGUCUGUUUGUUCACUUUGUUCUGUCACAAAGGAAAAAACACCCUCCUCUACCACCAAUGAGAAAUUCAUACUUUUUAAAUGUAUUCAUAUUUUAAUAAUCAGAACAUUUUUAAUGGUUUAAUUUUGAUGUUAUGUAUCCCAUUGAAACAAAAUACCAUUAAGCUGGUGGUAACUGCCAAUAAUACGUGUUCAAAUAAAGUUAUAUAUAUAUUUUAUUUAUCAUUGUAUCAGUUAAAUGUCAUGGUUGCCUUUUGAUAGACCGGACUACUUUUCUUCUUGUAGGAUGUCAGUUUCUGGAAUCAGAAAAUAAACUUUGCUCCUGUUCUAACACGGACUAUAAACAGCUGCUGAGCCACCAGCCCUACAGCAUUCUGCCUUAAGUGUGGGUUUCUUUUUUUAAGCAUCAUUUAUAAAUUUGUUCUUAAGUAUCUGUUACUACUACACAAUUUUUAUGAUAGUGUGAUAAGUUGCUGCUGCAACAGUGACUUUUAUAAGCAAUAUUUAAAUUUAAAACAAAAUUUACAGUGCAUUACCUUGAAUAGCUCAGCUCAGUGGUUGUAUUUGUAGCAGACUGGUUCUAUUUGACAUUGUUCCCCUGUUUUGUAAUUUCAAUAAAACAUUAUUCAUUAA
Messenger RNA from Plectropomus leopardus (leopard coralgrouper), 1771 nucleotides. Its product is annotated as serine/threonine-protein phosphatase 6 catalytic subunit. Gene Ontology annotation, molecular function: protein serine/threonine phosphatase activity. The record is from RefSeq and is a predicted model, not a curated record. NCBI's taxonomy places the organism in Eukaryota, Metazoa, Chordata, Actinopteri, Perciformes, Serranidae.